Molecule: messenger RNA, 1401 nt
Organism: Aspergillus pseudoviridinutans
Lineage: Eukaryota; Fungi; Ascomycota; Eurotiomycetes; Eurotiales; Aspergillaceae
Exons: 4
Coding region: 1-1401 (466 amino acids)
Biological process (GO): transmembrane transport
Cellular component (GO): membrane
Molecular function (GO): transmembrane transporter activity
Source: RefSeq, a predicted model, not a curated record
AUGGACAAAUCCUCUAAUACCAAUGUGGAGUCCCUUGAUCUCCAGAAGCCCAACAGGGAGGACCAGCUCGAAGAAACCCGUCGGUUCACCCCCCAAGAGCAGCGAAAGAUCAUCUGGCGCAUCGACCGCCGGCUGAUUGUCAUGCUUGGCUUCCUUCAUACUGUUGCCCUAAUUGACCGGGGAAACUUGGGCACAGCUGCGGUGGCUGGCAUGGUCAAGGAAUUACAUUUAAAGGGGACGCAAUAUGCAAAGAAGAUCCUGACAAAGGAGAUGUCCGCCGGAUUUGUCAAACGAUGGCCCGAGAUGGUUGGUAUUCGCGUCAUCAUCGGCGCCCUGGAAGCAGGCUUCUUCCCGGCCUCGAUCUACCUCAUUGCAACCUGGUAUACCCGCUUCGAGAUCCAGACGCGAUUCGCCGUCUUCUACCUGCUCGGCUGUGUUGCGUCUGCCACAACAGGCAUCCUCUCCUACGGUAUCACAUUCAUGAAUGGCCUUGCCGACCUCUCCGCAUGGCGCUGGAUCUUCAUCAUCCAAGGUCUCUUGACUUGCCUCCUCGCCUUCAUCAGCUACUUUGUCCUCGUCGAUUUCCCCGACAAGAUGAAAGCCAGUCGACGUUCCUUCCUAACAGACGACGAAUACACCUUCGUCAUCGAUCGCAUCCACCGCGACCGCGCGGAUGUCGUCGUCGAACCCUUCAGUAUGCGCAAGUACCUCUCCGCCGGCCUAGACUUGAACAUCUGGGGUUUCGGCCUGGUAUACUACUGCACGACGACGACCGCGUACGCCAUCGCCUACUUCCUCCCAUUGAUCUAUCAUGACGGCAUGGGUCUCUCUCAAGGGGCGUCGCUUUGUCUGUUUGCGCCGCCGUACGCGGCCGCGGGGAUGGUGAUGUAUGCGACCUCGUGGGUGGGGGAUAAGUAUCGGGCGAGGGGGCCGAUUAUCGUGUUCAAUGCAAUGCUGACGUUAAUUGGAUUGCCUCUUAUGGUUGUGGGCUUCGCGACGAGUAACGGGCCGAGACUCUUGGGGUGUUUCUUUACCACCAUGGGGACGAAUUCGAAUGUUCCCGCCGCGAUGGCGUACCAGGUGUGUGCCUUUCGUCUUUCUGCUUAUAUGGAUGUCACUGAUGAUGAGAAGGCGAAUAAUGUUCGCGGGCAGUGGAAACGCGCCAUCAGCAGCGCCAUCUUUGUUGGGCUGGGUGCCUGUGGGGGAAUGACCGGAUCGCUGGUGUUUCGCGCCGAGGAUGCCCCCGGCUAUCGACCGGGGAUUCUGACGUGUAUUGGGCUGACAGCGUUAAGUGUAGUGUUGGUUGGAUUGCUUUCCGUGCGGAUGCAUUUGGAGAAUCGGAGAGUGGACAGGGGGGAAUCGGUUAUUGGCGGGUUGGAAGGCUUCAAGUAUACGCUGUAG